AACUACAGUACACGUUGAACACAAAGGUGGCAGACGACUGGGAAACAAUAGUGAAUCGCUGGGAAACGCCAUUGUUUCUCAUAGAAUUCUUGCUUGAAACCGCAGCCACACUCGCUUAGCAGAGAUUGCUGAACACCCAUUGUUCCGUGGCCUCGCGUAGUAUCUCUACUAACUUGAGGGCCAAACCACACUCACAGUGUCUAGAGUAUAUAAACAGCUUCCGGCGCUAUCUCCCGAGGGGCGUCAGGACCUUCGUGCCCAACUCUAACAAGCUUUUUUCUGCGACAGAUCUUCACGGCAUAGUUGCGUUUGAAUUGUACGGCAUGUCUAUCGGACCCAUGCCCAUAGACACCUUCUUGCAAGAAUACUUUCCGAUCGACGAAAAAUACCCAGCUUCGAGGUCCUCUGACCACGCAUUUGACAAAUUACCCACCAAUCCGACGAGGGAACAGCAGAUGUAUCAACCCUUUGUCGACAUUAUGAAUCGGCGGAGAAAACUCUGUGGGAAAUUGAAAUUCCGUGAUACAGGAGACAAACGGGAUGCUGAUGUAGACACGAAUAUGCGCCCCGACAUUGUCUCCUACUGGGGGGACGAUCCUCCCAUGGACCUUGAUUGGUCUCUAGUCGAAAUCAUCAUCGAAUGGAAGCUACUUGUCUCCAGGGAUGGUUACUCUGACUCAUUCAAAGAGGGCAAGCUCUUCGUUGAGAACGCGGGCAGCCAGAAGGCCAAGGCGACCCGUGGACAACUAUUCUCUUACGCCGCAAUUCAAAUGACUCAUCAACAUCGACUGUUUGUCUACCUUGUGGGGAUCUAUGGCCCAUAUGCUCGUCUCUAUCGUGUCGACCGCUCAUGCAUUGUUGCUUCUGCCCCUUUUAACUAUAUGGUGAAGCCUCAUGUCCUGCUCGAGUUCUUCUGGCGCUACGCUCGUAUGCACGCUGUUCAACGUGGAUACGACCCUACUGUGUCUCUUGCUGAAGAUGCUGAAUGCCGGUUAUUUGACUCCAAGAUCAAAGAGUACCUGGAGCGCGCGAAGAGACACAACUAUCGUACGUACCCUGGUAUUGAAGGUAUGGCGGAUGGCGACUACGCGACUUGCAAAAUACAAGUGAAUGACCGCAACGGUGGGGUGUCUCAUUGGAUCGUCCGAAAACCGUUGGCGCAGCCGGAGCUUCUUACCCCUUGCGGUCGGUGCACUCGAGGUUACAUUGCGAUACGAGCCCCAGGAUGUGAUGCCGAGAACGAAUCCUCUGAUGUUGGGAACCAAGCUGCAAAUACCGGCGAUGAAUGCGAGUUGUACUGGAUGAAGGACUCGUGGCGUACGGCGGAAUACGAACAGGAGGCAGACAUCUAUGCUGAAUUGAAGGACGCCGAAGUUCCUCACAUUCCUGUUAUUCACUGUGCUGGCGAUGUUCUUGUGGAUACUACGGUCCAACGGACGACCAACCAGCUAUGGCUCAAGAAACCCGAAGCGGAGGCAUGGAAGCGACCAACGGGCCCGAUCAGAAACCUCGUUCACCAUCGGGUGGUACAAGAACUUCUAUAUCCUCUCGGCUGCGUUCAGAGUGCCAGGGAGCUGGUACGUGCAACGCACGAUACGCUCGAAACUCUGGUUGAGGCAUACUAUAAGCCUAAACGUCUUCAUCGGGACGUUAGUAAAAAUAAUGUGAUGCUGACGGAGAACCCCUCUGAUGGCAAGAAUCCCUCUGGCAUACUGAAUGAUUGGGAUCAUAGUAGACCGCUCGAUGCAACAACACCUGUCUUCAACCAUCGAACUGGGACCUGGCAAUUUAUGUCGGUGAAAUUACUUGAAGACCCGGAUAAGCCGCACGAAAUCUUCGACGAUCUUGAAUCCGUUCUCUGGGUUUUGCUCUUCAUCGCAGUCCAUCAUUUUGAACAUAGCGGGACGUUUGAUAUGGGUGUCUUCGAUUAUUUUAUAUCGCACCCCGGUGGCUUUACGGGCAACGCAACGACCGGAGGCCAGAUCAAACGUUCAUGGCUUUCGGGUCAAAGUGUCAGGUUCGAGUGCCCUGCUCUCAAUAAGGUUAUAAUCACCGUCGGCGACUUUCACAACCACCUACUCAACCUCGCCAACCUCGCCAAGCGCGAUCCAGACAACAAGGCACUAGAAGAGAAGAAAACAGAGCUCAAGGCUAACCUACGACAAUUACUCGAAGAUUUUGACGGUCAACUUAACAGCGCUUCCGCCGACUGGACUAAAGGCGAUUGGGUUGAUGACCUGUAUCCUCCGACAACAGCAGAAAAACUCGAGAAAUAUCUCAUGGAGUGUGCACAAUUGACUUCGUGUGAGUCUGGUUGGCCGGGUGCGGCUGGCGCUCCGUUGGAAGACGAUCUGUUGGAAGACAUUCCGUUGGAAGCCGAGCCAAAUGCUACAGAGCAAGUUAAGCAGGAGCAUCAAACUUCCGCGAAAGCAGAAAAAAGGGAGCGUAGUGGAAACGGGACGGGGAAGAGCAAGGAAAAGGGAAAGGAGAAAGCUAAAGCUGAGGGAAAGGGUAAAGGGAAGAUGAAACCUAAUACGCGUUCCAAGAACACCAUUUCGCAAGCAUCAUCCUCUGCUCGUGGCACGAAGAGAUACAGGGAUGAUGUUGAGUCUGAGGAUGAAGAAGAGCCAUCCGGUAGAUCGCACGGGCAGCUUAUUGAUAUCCCGGAGGAAGAGGAGGGAAUCGCGGGCCCUAGUAGGAGGCGGUUUGUAACAAAGAACAGAACCAAAAGGGCAAAGCGUGGUUCAUAAGUGUUUGUCUUAUAUAUCUUCAAGCUUUAAACUUCCUGUUUCGAUGUAUGAGUCGCAGCCCGAUAACAGAUGUCGAGGGAGGAUCUCAGACUGUGAUCUGACUACCGCCCUCCCUCCCUUAGUAGACCCAUCGUUGGUCUGCAGCGUACCGGAGACUAUGAUUUGACUAUGAUCGAUAAUGUGAGGCUUUACAUACACCCUGUUUGCGAUAAGAUUAGAUGUGUCACCUUC
Molecule: messenger RNA, 2981 nt
Organism: Somion occarium
Lineage: Eukaryota; Fungi; Basidiomycota; Agaricomycetes; Polyporales; Cerrenaceae
Source: the annotation of a GenBank genome assembly